Molecule: messenger RNA, 389 nt
Organism: Tinamus guttatus (white-throated tinamou)
Lineage: Eukaryota; Metazoa; Chordata; Aves; Tinamiformes; Tinamidae
Source: RefSeq, a predicted model, not a curated record
GUGCGGCCCGGGGUGCCGCCGCCGGAGGACACGGCGCAGGUCCGCGUCUCCAUGGAAAUGACAAAGCUGGAUAUCAAGAAUUACCUUGAGAAAAUAUACAACGUGCCGGUAGUGGCGGUGAGGACCAGGAUACAGCACGGUGCCCACAACAGAAGGAACCACAAGAAUCAGAGAAUAAAGAAGCCAGAUUACAAGGUUGCCUACGUACAGCUGGGCCAAGGACAAACCUUCCAGUUUCCCAACCUAUUUCCAGAAAAAGAAGAAAUGCCAGAAGCUCGCUCUUUUGAUGACUUCAGGAAAAAGUAUAUCGAGAAAGAGCAGCAGAGGCAGAGGGGUGACCCCAGACGAGGUGGAGUCCCCGACUGGUUUGGACUUUGACACAAUAAGCC